Punica granatum (pomegranate) is the source of this 1963-nucleotide messenger RNA. The record is from RefSeq and is a predicted model, not a curated record. NCBI's taxonomy places the organism in Eukaryota, Viridiplantae, Streptophyta, Magnoliopsida, Myrtales, Lythraceae.
GAACAAUAUCGAGCAACUGCGGAAAACAACUCUUAAUUACAAAUAUGAUCAGCCAUAACUUUAUGACUUGUUUAAGCCAGUCCGAAAAUUAGGUAAGUCUUAAGCUCAUGAAAUCGCCAUGGUUGCACUCCAAAAAAAUAGAUUGUCGACUUCUUUCCAAAAAAAAAAAGAAAAAAAGAAAAAGAAAAACAAACCUAUGAAACAAAAAAUGAUUAUGUAAGGACACAUCUUAUAUUCCAAAGCACUAACCGGCCAAAAAGAGAAAAGAGGCAGAGGGCUAUUUCAGUCAUUUCAUCCCCCAGGCCAACCGCCUAUAACUACCUGGAAGAAGAAUAGUAGAAAGCGGCUCGAGGUUCUUUCUUCUAGCGGAAACUAAUAUUGCAAUCACAAACAAUGAAGCAAAACAAGAGCCCAACUCUACUGCACCUUCUCUGCAUUCUUCUCAUUGCCGUGCUGCUAACAAUGCACUACGUAGCCCCGAUCGAGGCUAAGAGGGGUCACGGGAAGAAGGCUGCCAAGCCUCACAAGCCCUCAAAGCAUAGAGGCCGCCACAAGGCCGAUCAUGGUCCCUCGACGGGCCCUGCCAUGGCACCUCCAGAUAAGCCAAGCAUUUUCGAUGUCCUCUCUUAUGGAGCCAAGGGUGAUGGAGAGUCGGAUGAUUCUAAGGCACUCGUGGCUGCGUGGAAAGUGGCUUGCAAGGUCCCCUCGUCUACCUUGAGAAUCCCACCAGAGCUCAAGUUCCUGAUCAAGCCCGUCACUCUUCAGGGCCCUUGUGCCUCUGAUCUUGUUCUGCUGAUAGAUGGGACAUUGUUAGCACCUCCGAAAGUUGGCUCAUGGCCAAAGUCGAGCUGGUUCCAGUGGCUGAACUUCAAGUGGGUCCAAAACUUCACCAUCCGUGGCACUGGUAUGGUCGAUGGUCAGGGCUCCAACUGGUGGAGUCUCUCCGAUCAAGUGCAGCACAUUCAGAGGAAAUUAAAACAUGUUCCUCAUAUGAAACCUACGGCCGUGAGAUUUUAUUCGAGCUACAAUGUGACAGUCAGAGACAUCAGCAUCGUCAACAGUCCACUGUGCCAUCUUAAGUUCGAUAACUCUGCAGGUGUUAAGGUCACGAAUGUUACAAUCUCAUCACCUGGUGACAGCCCUAACACGGACGGCAUCCACCUGCAGAACACACGGGAUGCCGAAAUCGAACACUCAAACAUCGGCUGUGGAGAUGACUGUGUAUCCAUACAGACUGGUUGCGCCAACGUACAUGUUCAUCAUAUAAACUGUGGCCCUGGACAUGGGAUAAGCUUAGGAGGACUGGGCAAAGAUAAAAGCGUUGCAUGUGUGUCGAAUAUCACCGUUGAGAACAGUUCAUUGCAGAGUACUAUGUACGGUCUAAGGAUCAAGACAUGGCAGGGAGGGCUUGGAUCUGUCGAGAACGUAUCGUUCUCGAACGUGCAAGUCUCCAAUGUGAAGGUCCCAAUCGCGAUAGACCAAUACUAUUGUGACAAGGUCUACUGCAGAAACCAGUCGAAAGCUGUCGCGAUCACUGGCGUGAAGUUUGACCAGAUCGUGGGUACCUAUGCAGUCCAACCCAUCUACCUCGCAUGCAGUCGCAAUGUCCCAUGCACUGACGUGAACCUCAUAGGUGUCCAGUUGAAGCCUUCCCCACGGUCCGAAGUGGGCUUGCGGCAGACACUGUGCUACAACUCGUAUGGGAAGUCGACGUCUCCACUGCUUCCUUCGAGCAUUGAUGGAUGCUUGAGGAGCGAGAGCGGCUCCAUUAAGAGGACGUUGAGGUCUCACGAGAUAUUGUGCCGGUGACUAAACGUGCACACUGACUUUAAGAGAUCCACUCUGAAUUCUGAUUUCUUUUUUGGAAGUCCUUUUUUUGUUUUUGUUUUAAAUAGAAGGAAUGAUUCCCUUCCUGCCGCCAUUUUUUGAAUGCAGGAAGGUGAUGUAUGUUGUAGAUUCUGCG